CGGCCCCCGCAGCCGGAGGCAGGUCCGGGAAAGGGCAAGACCAGGCCAGAACCGGGGAAGCAUCCCAUGACAGUGCCGCGCUCACUGGCUGACUGACUGACGGGACUGGGAGCGCCGCCCUCACCAACGGCUGCGGCAGAUAAAUGGCUCAUUUAAAUUGGGAGCUGCUACUAAAAUAUUCUCUGGCUGGCAAAUGCAGUGCCUAGCAGCUGCUAUCAAGGACGAACCAAACAUGAGUGGGGGAGGGGAACAGGUCGACAUUCUGCCGGCCAACUACGUGGUGAAGGACCGCUGGAAAGUGCUGAAGAAAAUUGGUGGUGGAGGCUUUGGGGAGAUCUACGAAGCAAUGGAUCUCUUGACUCGUGAGAAUGUGGCAUUGAAGGUGGAAUCAGCUCAGCAACCAAAGCAAGUCCUCAAGAUGGAGGUGGCUGUUCUAAAAAAACUACAAGGGAAAGAUCAUGUUUGCAGAUUUAUUGGUUGUGGCAGGAAUGAGAAGUUUAACUAUGUUGUCAUGCAACUUCAGGGCCGGAAUCUUGCAGACCUCAGGAGAAGCCAGCCGCGGGGAACCUUUACACUGAGCACAACCCUACGAUUAGGCAAACAGAUUCUAGAAUCCAUAGAAGCCAUUCACUCAGUGGGAUUCUUACAUCGAGACAUCAAGCCUUCCAACUUUGCCAUGGGACGCCUGCCCUCCACUUACAGGAAAUGCUAUAUGUUAGAUUUUGGUCUGGCCCGACAGUAUACCAAUACCAAUGGUGAAGUUCGACCUCCUCGUAAUGUUGCUGGUUUCCGGGGAACAGUCCGUUAUGCUUCAGUGAAUGCUCAUAAAAAUAGAGAGAUGGGCCGUCAUGAUGAUCUGUGGUCCCUUUUUUACAUGUUGGUAGAGUUCGCAGUUGGCCAGCUUCCAUGGCGCAAGAUCAAAGAUAAGGAGCAAGUGGGUAUGAUUAAAGAGAAAUAUGAACAUCGAAUGCUGCUAAAACAUAUGCCUUCUGAAUUCCAUCUUUUUUUGGAUCACAUUGCAAAUCUGGAUUAUUUCACCAAACCAGAUUAUCAGUUGAUCAUGACUGUGUUUGAAAACAGCAUGAAAGAAAGAGGGAUUACAGAAAACGAGGCCUUUGACUGGGAGAAAGCUGGUACAGAUAUCUUAUUAUCUACAAGCACCUCCACUCCACCUCAGCAGAACACAAGGCAGACAGCAGCCAUGUUUGGUGUGGUUAAUGUCACUCCAGUUCCUGGAGACUUGCUCCGUGAGAACACAGAGGACGUUUUGCAAGGAGAACACCUCAGUGACCAGGAGAAUGCGCCUCCGAUCUUGCCUGGCCGACCAACAGAAAGUUUAGGUCAGACUCCGAACGUUGCCUUCAAUGAAGGAGAGGUCUGGGAAGAGACGGAUGUGAAUCGCAACAAACUCAGGAUCAGCAUCAGCAAAACACAGUGUUUGGCAGAGGAAGACCAGAAAAGUGGGGUGUGCCCCAGCUCCCCAGUGCGAGCUGCACCAGACUCCCCUACAACUCAGGGGCGCUCUCUAAGAUAUCGCCGUGUGAAUAGCCCUGAGUCAGAACGACUGUCCACUGCAGAUAAAGGAGAUCAACUAGAGCGAAGGUCACGAGUGGAUUUGCCUUGUUCUCCUUCACGGCUUGUAUGCUCUUCCCAGCCAGCACAAAUGCUCUCUAUCGAUACUGGGCAGGUGGACAGGCAGGCGAGUGGCAGGAUGGACGUAUCUGCCUCAGUGGAGCACGAAGCCCUCAGUAAUGCUUUCCGAUCUGUGCCCCUGGCUGAGGAGGAGGACUUUGACAGCAAAGAAUGGGUUAUAAUUGAUAAAGAAACAGAACUGAAGGACUUCCACCCUGGUGCUGAACCAAGCACAUCUGGAACAACAGAUGAAGAGCCUGAGGAGCUGAGACCCAUUGAAGAGGGUGAGGAGAGAAGGCGGCUAGGGGCAGAAGCAGCAGUUAGGCCAAAAAUACAUGAUGGCAGAACACGGGGUAUGCAGACUGUGGCUGAGGAGGACAGUUCCCACAGACAUGAAGGGCACUGUCAGUCAGUUUCUGACAGCAAACAUGAACAGCAGCCAGGAAGCCCUGCACAGUCCCCCUUGUAUUCAGCACCAGCUAUCCGACAGCGGAGACGGGAAUCCGAGCCUACUGGUCCUGAGAGACAGGUAUUCACACUGAAGCCUUUUGAAAUGAAUGGUCUCCCCAAGGUGGUGCCUUUAAGUUUGCCUUAUCAAGAUUUCAAAAGGGAUGUAUCAGAACACAGAGAAAGGUCCAGAACCUUCCAUGGUGUAAAGAAAGUGGAUUUCUCAAAUGUUGUCUUAACUGCCCCCUGUAAAACAGCUACAGCCCAUUUGGAAAUGGCAAACGGAAGAUAUGAACAAGAGGAAGAAGAGGAGGAAGGGGGGGAGGAGGACGAUGAGGAAGAUGUUGGUGAAUUAGGAGAAGAGCUAGACAUGCACAGUGAGUCCAGCAGUGAUGUGAGCCAGAAAAGCACUGAGCGAAGUCAGGAAGGUGCCCCAUCUACCCUCUUGGCUGAUGACCAAAAGGAGUCUAAGGGCCGAGCUUCAGCUGCAGAAGGAGACUUGGAACUUGAGGAAGGCUCAAAGACACUGGUUCUCUUUUCUCCAGGGGACAUAAAGAAGUCCCCUGUGAACACAGACCUGGCUCCUGAUGUUGAUCUUGGAACUCUUGCUGCUUUGACACCUCAAAACGAGAAACCUCAGCCUAUGGGAAGUCAGCUGGAUGUAUCUGAGCCAGGAACAUUGUCCUCCAUUCUCAAGUCAGAACCAAAGCCUCCUGUUGCUGUGGCCACAACCUCCUCCCCUUUUACCAAAGUUGAGCGCACAUUUGUUCAUAUUGCUGAAAAGACCCAUUUAAACAUCAUGUCUUCCAGUGGACAGCUGAUGAGGCACGAGGAAUAUCCCAUUCCAGGACAGUUUGAAGAUAUAAUAGUUGAAGAAGAACUAGAAGAAAAUCAAGUUUUGGUAGAAAAUGGAAGUGUGAAUUCAGCCUUGGAAGGAGGAGAGAUGGAGAGCUGUGCUCUCUCUGUCAACCAUAUUGAAACCACCUCUGAUAUUGGAGGGGAACAGGUCUUGCUUCUCAAUGGAAGCAAAAUGGAAGAGGAAGAGCUAGAACUUAAAGAGAAACUUGUUCCUCAAUUAGAUUUUGAAGAAGUUGAUAAGCCAAUUUCAGAAGAGCCAAGCCUUGAAAAUAAAAUUCUUGCAACAGAGUCCCUAAAACAAAAAGAAACGCUUCCUGAUGCUCCGAAAGAAAGUCCCAAGAAGCCCUUGAGCAUCAGGUAUAGAAGCCGGAUUCCUAUUUUACUCUCUGAAGAAGACACUGGUUCAGACUUUUCAGGAUCACACUCUGGCAAAGAGAGAUUGUAUAAGCGGCUGAAACAGCAAGAUUUGGCCCGUCUGGUGAUGGAGAAAAGACAAAAUCGUCUGCUCAGGUUAACUUCAGGAGCUUCAUCUUCUGCUUCUUCCAGUGAUGAAAGGCGACGGGCUUCAGAAACCUUAUCAGCCACUGGAUCUGAAGAGGACACCCAUGACUCAGAUGACUUUACCCCAAGGAAGAUGGGAAUUCAGGAGAAGUUUUCUCUAGUUAAGACUGAUGAGAGAAGUUUAAGUACAAAGAGUAGGAUCCCACGUCCCAUUGUGCCUGUAAAGCCACCAGUGAAAGAAUUGAAAUGUGGGAGCCAUUCAACACUUCUAACACCAGCAGUGAGUAGCAGUCCAGGUGACAAGGAUACAACCAACAGAUUUCAAGGGCAAAGAUUCUCUGGGAAUGUAUCUGGUGACUCCCGAAUAAAACCAGCCCAAAGCCCUGCUGCCCCUUCCUUACGGAGCAGUCCAAGAAAACUCCUCCGUCCACCAGCUAGGAGUCCCAUUCUUGCUCCACGAAACCUCAGUGCUUCCCCCAAAAGCCAGUCACUGUCCAGAAAGGAAAAUCCUUUACCAUCCCGGCAGCACAGGCCAGGAACUACAUACCCUCUGCCGGUCCAGCCUUCCUCCAAAGCUCCCUCCAGAGCUCAGUCAGUUGGGGGGCAUUUGGCAGAUGCCCCUGUUUCACCAGGUGUGCUCCAAAAAGGACAAAGGGGGAAGGCCCAAACCCAAACUCAAACUCCAGCAACCAAAGGAAGACAAGUAUCCCAGGAAGGCAAGGCUACUGUAAGAUAAUGUUCUGCUGCUGUCACCCCUUAGACCUCCCGACUUACCAUCUCGCCAGGCUGGAGAAACCUCUGCGUAUAGUAUACACUCAAGUCGCCACAGCACAGCCUUAUUGUGUCGGAAAAUACAAGCGUAUAGCAGCUAGCUGUACUUCAGUGCUUCACUUGCCCACAUGCCCAUGCUCUCUCUGUCCAGCUCCUAACCUGGGGUCUUGCCGGCCAGCCUCAUGCUUGCUUGCUUAUUGCCAGCCACCAAGCAGCGGCUCGGGCAGCCUGCCUAGUGCCUGACUGUCCUUCCCCUCACACCGUCGUUUUGGUUUCUCAGUUAGCAAUACUACAGUCUCCUCCUCAGAGCCCUGACGGUUUGAUAGGUGAGACAGCGUUUGGUAACAGUGAAAAGGUCAAUGGGCAGAGCUUAGAGAAGACUUGGUGUGAACUUCUAGAUUAACUCAGACAGCCCAGUACCCCCAUCUCUCUACCCCCCUGGCCAUUCUUUAGUAUGGCUCUCAUAAUGCCGCCUGUCACAUGGCUGUUAUACUCCCCCUCUCUAAGUAUUGACAGAACAAAAGAGAAACAGACUCUUCAUCAGUGUCUAGAAUAUUAAGCAAGAGAAUUAUGUAUCUAAAACUGCUAAACAUCAGAAGAACAGCCGCAUCCUCUAGAGCUGAUUGUAACCCAUAAAAUUUGACAGCUCACUGGCCUGAGGGGCUUCUUGCAGGAGAAAUGAUAAACCUGUUAAGGAAAGGGGUUCCACUGAUCCCAGUGUAAUCUGAGAGUGGGGGACAUGAGUUCUAUUUCUUCAGCAGUUUUAGGUUAACUGUAUCCCGAGCAGUAGCGUUUUGUGCAGAGGCAGCAAAAAAAGUAUCCCUAGGGGACCAAGCAAGUGGUUUCUUGGCAAGGAAUAAUACAUGGACAGAAGAGGUUCUAACCUCAAAGUAUUGUCUGUGGAGGCUAUAGAUAUCUAGCAUGCAGAGUUUCCCCACUGAAUCCAAAUGCAAGGCUCACUGACCUAGUUAGCUGUCUCCCCUGCUGGGAUCCAGUCUCCCUGCUGGUAGCAGAAAUGCAAAUAGCCACAUAAACUUUGCAAUAGGCUUCCUGUCUCCAGUGGUAAUAUCUGUUUGCUUUAGAAAUCCUGCUGUGAUACCUGUUGUCAUCUACUGUAUUUACUCUGUAAUACAUGUCAGAGUAUAUGGUGCUCAGGUUGGCGCUUGUUGGCAAAACAGCGAGAAGUUUUGACAUGGGCUGUUGAACCUGGUAUAUUUGGGAAUCGGUUGGGGUUAUUUUACAGAAUCAAGUUUCCAUGAGCUGACUGAGAAAUGGGAAUUGCAGAAACUUGCCACUAGGCCCAGGGGGAAAAAACAUUUAUAUGUAAGGGCUUAUAAUACAUCAAAGGAGCCAGCUGUUAGGUUUGCGGAGCUGUAGCAAUACAAUAAGAGCUUAUCGUUGCACUGAAAAGCCUGAAGAAAUAAAGGAUGCUGAGCCACAUGUGGUAACAUCUGCAUAAGUCUUCAGGCUGCAGCAUGAAACACAACAUAUGGGGAGCCUGAAGAGAAGAAUUGAUUGCAUAUUAGCUCUGAGCUUGGAAAUGUCGCUUUUCAUAGUAUCAUAGAAUCUUAAGAGUUGGAAAGGAUCACAUGGCCCCUUUUACAAUGAAAACUCCCUGAACCCCUCAGCUUGCCAACUGCUCAUAUUUAUUGAGACGAUUCUGGGUGUUUUAAGCCAAAACUCCCACACUUUUCCAGACUCUGGUUUUAGGGCCUCUACCCUGGCUGUAUUUUUGCUCCAUAACUAAGCAGCCAUAUGACAAGGAUAGAAAAGAACCUAGCCAACUUAUCUAUUUAGAUUGAUGUGUUUGGGUUACUGAACCUAGUCCCUUAAAAAGGACAUCAUCUUACAAGUUUGUCGGGAGGAUAAGAUUCCUUGUGCUAGGCCUACAUCCUAAGAAGAAGGCAUGAGCUGUUCAUAGAAUCAGAAUCUUAGAGUUGGAAGGGGCAUACCUGUAUGCAGUAGGAAUUAAGGAUUCAUUUGUUAGAGGCAGAUCUUGAGUACCAUAUAUACUCAUGUAUAGGUCAACCUCCUGAUUAAGUUUGGAGGCCAACAUUAUGGAUUUUGCUAUGACCCGUGAGUAGGUUGAGGGUCAUUUUGCAGAGAGAGGGAAAACAUCAGUGCUGCUUUUGGGAGCUGGCCACCUGGGUAUUCAAAAAGUCCAGACACUGUGCCAUAGCAGAGAAAGUUGAGGGGGCCAAGUGCGGCUUUUAGGUUAUUCCAGGACAGGGCAAGCUCUCACCACUCUACUCAGAAAUGGUUCUGUUUUAAAAUAAGAGUUAAUGUACUGUACCUACGUUGACUCAUGGAUAAAUCAACCCACGUUUUGGAGGUCGAUUUUUUGACUAAUUUUUUUAGACUAAUACAUAAGUGUAUAAAAUAACUUUUCUUUUCCAGAGAUGCCUAAAGCACAAUAAUAUCUAUGCAUAUCCACAUCACUGCUGGGAUGAUGGCCCUCCUUUUAUAUUUUAUUAAGAAUGUGGGCCUUGUUCACACAUAAAGCGUUCUUAAUCCUUUCCCGGUCUGUCCAAGAGAGGAAGGGCAAGAACAUGUCUAGACUAUAAAAAUAUGACUGUCAUCGUUCUCAUCUGUAGAACCAUGGGAAUUACAGUGAUUUGAGAAGACUAUAAAGAAUGGCAUAAGAAUUCUGAGAGACCUGUCUCUUUGUUUUGUCCCAUAGGCAUGGCCUUAAUAAAAUAAACAAAACAAAACCCACAAACCAUGAAGCCCAGCAAUAACAAUCUGACUGAUUUAAUACAAAUGGGGCUUCAGCAUGCUUCUGGGAGAGAUGAAAUAGCAGAGGAGUUUUGAGAACAGAAAUAUUACAUUCACACAGUAUUUUCUUGCACUGUGUUUGUCCCUCAACACACCUUCAUUCCCAGGUCUACCCAUUUAGAGUUGCAGGAUUCUCUAGAACACGGCUUCUUAAACUGUGUUGAAUAUUGGUUCUGAAAUAUUUGGCAACAGUAAAAUAUUUCUAAACACUACCUAGUGGCUGUUUCAGACUUUUAUGUCUGAAGGACACCAUACAGUGUUUACAGUGAACUCUACAGAAAAUGCUUCAGCUGUGCUUCAUAAAAAGGGGAAGUCAGCCUGUAUCAAGACUUGCAAAUGCUGAUUUACUAUGAGUAAAUGUUUGAUUUUAUGCCUAUUUUAUAUGCCCAUAUACCUGGGGACAUGUAAAAAUUUCUGGGGCGGAAAGGGUUUGUGAGUGGAAAAAGUUUUAAGAAGCCCUGCUCUAGAGUGCAUUAGAGAUCACAGUUUCCAUGCAUUGUUGAUUCAAAUAUCUCAAUUGUCAGAGCAGUCGAAACAAUACACACACUAAUCUUUCAUGGCAUAUUCUCUUCCUUUCCCUCUCACACUGUUUUGACCACCAUAUGUUGCAAAUGCUGUCAUCUCCUUUUAGCUCAGGGUUGUAGUAUUUGUAAUCCUUUGUAUGAUUCUUACAUACAGUAGAGUCUCACUUAUCCAACAUAAACGGGCCAGCAGAAUGUUGGAUAAGUGAAUAUGUUGGAUAAUAAGGAGGGAUUAAGGAAAAGCCUAUUAAACAUCAAAUUACAUUAUGAUUUUGCAAAUUAAGCACCAAAACAUCAUGUUAUAUAACAAAUUUGACAGAAAAAGUAGUUCAAUAUGCAGUAAUGCUAUGUAGUAAUUACUGUAUUUACGAAUUUAGCACCAAAAUAUCACAAUGUAUUGAAAAUAUUGACUACAAAAAUGCGUUGGAUAAUCCAGAACGUUGGAUAAGCGAGUGUUGGAUAAGUGACACUCUACUGUAAUCAGGUUUCUAAAUUACUUUGGGAACCAUUGCAGAUAUGGUUAGCCCUGUACUACGGAGUUUUUCCAAUAUGUGGAAAGGUGUUGUUGGAUAAUGAGUACGUAGUAGAGGUGGAGGGCCAACUACCAUGUCCCCAAGCUUCUCUUAUAGAAUUCUAUUCAAAUAAGACUUCGAACAAUCAUAUAUGAGACUAUUCUGUGGGAAUAGAAUUCUAACAUUAGAAAAUUAAAAGGCAGAUUGAGUUGUGGCUGUAUCACAUAUACACUUCUGCAGGCAUCUAUGACAUCCAUGCCAUAUUAUUGUUUUGUUCUAACGCUCUACAUAGCCCAUGCGUGAAAGGUCUCCAAAAUUCCAUGAAGACUGCAUUUAUUGGAUACUAAUCCAAUAAUAUGUUUAUGUAUAUUAAUAUUUAAAAACAAGCAUUGAGCUAUGCUUCCAUCUGGAACUGUCGAAUCUUCAGCAUCAUUAGUCCUCUAGUUCCAACCAAUGAAAACUGCUCAUUGGUUUGUGUCCUCAUCAAAAUGUCAUGGCUUCUUCUCACAUGUUCCCUUUCCCCUUUUUCAUGUUGCUUCGCUUCUAAAUUGUGAACAGCCACAAUUGUAACUGUUGGCCAAGGCUCUGAGCAUGUGAGCCAUUGCAGACAUAUCUGUGCAUUUGGCAUGGUGAUGAAUGGCACAUCACUAUUGCUGCCCUUUCUACCCAGCUUGCUAAGGCUAUGCCCUUAUGUUAAAUUUAUUAACAAAUAAUUCGAUUGGUAGUGAUAUUCUCCACGUUUGCAACUAAAAUGUGGAUUAAAAAAAAUGAACGUAAUAAAAAGUACCAUCAGAUUAAAAACAUGUAGAAAUCCAACAGAGAUGAAAAAAUCAUUUGGCAAAGUAUGCUUUAUUCACCAUUUAACAACCAGAAGACAUAGGAUUUCUGGUGUAUAGAACUUCACAAAUGCUGUCACAAUGUCCUUAACAGCUGCAAACCUGAUUGACUUUAGUAGUGGAUUUUGAGAGCAGAUGCAUCUCUAGUCACAAUUAAGAUUGGAGAUAUACUGUAGAAAGAAUUAAUGCAGUGUGAUACUACUUUAACUUCCAAUGCAUCAAUGCUAUGGGAUCCCGGGAUCUGUUAAUUUGGUGAGGUCCCAGCGUUCUUUAGCAGAAAAGGCUAAAGACCUUGUAAAACUAGAACCAUUAUGCAGUGGUUGUUACGGUGGUGUCAAGCUGUACUAAUUCUACAGUGUGUAGAUGCACUUGAUGCCCCUCUUGGUUUAAUGGGGUAUACUUCCAAGAUACACGUGUGUAGGAUUUUAGCCUAAAGGUGAAGGAGAGAAGAGACACCAGUGCGGUUGCUGGCUGUUUCUAGCUAUCACCAAUUGUAAUCAACCAGAAAUGCCAAUAAUUGAAACUAUCACAAACACUCUUGUCUUUGAAUUUAUUUAUAGGGCCUGAAUUCUUGCUGAGCCUCUUGCCCACCCUGUAAGUCCAUUGGCCUCUCUGGUUGAUUACAAUUGGUGAUAGCUAGAAACGGCCAGCAACUCUCAUAGUAAGCUUUUCCCUUUCACCAUUCACAGGUACCUCUUCUCCCUUUCCUGACCACGUGAAGACCUUUAAUGAUAGAAAUUGCCUUUACAAAUGGACAUUGCCCCCUUAGGGACAUGGUAUGUUUUUUAUUGCAAAAAUUCUGGAUAAACUUGUCUAGAGAAAGGUGAGCUCCAGUAUGCUUAACUUGAACCAAGCACUCAACUCCUGUAAAUAUAACUAGUUGAUGUCAGUAAGGAAUUUUUGCCAAUACUGAGGGCAUAUAAAAAGCAAAACAACAAAAAACAAACUUCUCCCACUGCCUUCCAGUUACUAGAAUUUAUUAAUUUAGCGAAAACUCACCCUCCACCGCUCCACUGAUGCCGCUGUUGAUGCUGUAGAUUAAAGGAAAGGUGCCUUGUGUGUUCAGUGCAUGAUAGGUAUGGUUUUUGAAAGUGAGGCAAGGUGCCAGAGAUUGGGUUGCCAGGAGACCAGGAAUUCUAUCCAGAUUUUGUUCUGACUGAGAUGGCUUUAGAAGCUUUGGAAGCCUUUUCUCUUAUUUGCAGAUGUAAUUUUCUCUUGAGUGUUGAUAAUAACAAUUUCAUCAGCAUCUGAAGAUUUCUCACAGUCUACCCCAGCUUUGCUAUAGGCUUGAAAUACCACUUUGCCAGGAUUAAACAUGUCUUGAGGCUGGGUUAAGUUUCCACAUCUUCAAAGAAUGUAAUUGGGUGGGUAAUGAUACUCUGCUAAAUCCAACAUACUUUGACAGGAACAUCAGAAUAGUUUUUAAUUUGCUGUGAAGACCCUAAGGCCUCUGAUUAUGGAAUCAUAAUUGAUUUUCUUUUCCCAGUCUAUCUAGGUGAUAAUGAAAGAAAACUGCAGAAGGAAAUAAAAAUUUAAAAACGUACCUACCAUUGUAUGGCCUGGCCAGAAUUAACCUCUGACUCAAACAGCUUUAUGGUUAUUGAGAACUUCCCAAUUAAAAUCUAGUUAAUUUAAAAUCAACACAAGAUGCAAAUCCAAUGUACACAGAUACACUCUGAAUAGAUUUGUUGUAUGGGGUGUGGCUGCUUUUCAUUUCUUCCUUCCUUAGCUCAUAUAUUUCAACAUUUCACAGAUGAAAAUGUAAGCACAAGUUGUCAAGUAAUAUCAUAGUAUGGUCAAGAUGGCAAAAGUUAAUAAUUAAGUUAAUAAGGCACAAGCUAGGAGAGUCUGCAGCAGUUUGCCUUUGCCCGAGCCUGCUGGAAAGUAGAUUUCACUCUUCCUCCCCUCUUCUGUCCCCUUGCUGAGUUAGUUGAGUGCAAACUAUUUUUCUGCUUUGAACAGUUUGCAUCAAUUGAAAUACGCCAAGGACAAAGGGAGAAAGUGGGAGGAGGAGAAAGAAACAGGGACAUUUUUAAAAGCAGCUGGCAAAGUGGGAUGAAGAACCAUUACAGUCAGCCUUCACAUUCACUGGGAUUAGGGGCACAAGGCUUCAAUGAAGUGAAAAGCCACAAAUAAAUUCUAUUCUUCUCCAGGAAUUCUCGAGGAAUUCUUCUAGCAUCACAUUGGAGGAAUUUAAGAUUCCUAUAGAGGUGUUCUCUCCAUAAAUGUCUCCGUCCUCCAGCAUGACUGGAGGAAGUUGACCAUAGAGACACACUGGAGGACCUUCAGCAGUGGUUCUCAACAUGUGGGUCCCCAGGCGUUUUGGCCUACAACUCCAGAAAUCUCAGCCAGUUACCAGCUGUUAGGAUUUCUGGGAGUUGAAGGCCAAACAUCUUGGGACCCACAGGUUGAGAACUACUGACCUAGAGAUUGCUAGGCAGAACAUUUUAAAACCAAAUCUGUGAAUAAUCACACCCGUAAAAGUCAAAAGAGACAAUCUCUACCCAUUCUGGAUAGUCCGAAGGUAUGUCAGAUCCAUUUUCUGUUCUUUCUUCUAGUCAACCCACCUGCUCAGCCUUCAGCGAGCUUUUUCAAAGGUACACUGCUCUCCUUUUGUGUUUUCCCCCCCUCAACAUAUUUCCCUCUCUUCUGGAAACUUUUGACUUCCUCCAGCCGGCUGAUACAUUCAUCUUGUGUUGAGAUGCAGAGUCUUUUGCCUACAAGAGUAAAGCCCUCUGUCUAUUGGAAAAGAGGGAAUGGUUAACCAUAAUUCAGCUUUGUAUUUCCUGAUAUGGCUGUACCAUGCUUUACACAGUUCUUUUAUUUGGAGAAGCCCCAGCGAACAGCAUCACUGCACUAGCACCAUCUAAAUGGGGCUUGUAGUGUGAGUAUUAACAAUAAUUUUAUUACAAUACCCCUAAGUCAUAAUGUAGUGUAUAAUAUGCAUGCAGGGUGCUAUUAUUUAAAAAGCCUUUGAGCUCUUCCUCUAGGUUUACCAUCUAAAAUUGGCUGAUAUCAUAGAAGUUUUUACUGAGCAUUUACUGAGCAAGCAUUUACUGAGUAAGUACUAUAUUGACAUGGUCUGAACUAAGGUCUAUGUGCAAGGUGUUUUUUUUUUUGAAGAAUGGAAUUAAGCAAUUAUAUGCUUUUGAGCUUGAAUAAUGUAUUUUAUGGAUUAUUGUUAAUGGUUUUAAAUAUGUUGUUGUUUUUUACUGAUUUUGUUUGGCAUUGAAUUUUGCCAGUUGUUGUAAGCCGCCCUGAGUCCCCUCGGGCGAGAAGGGCGGUGUAGAAAUGUUGUAAAUAAAUAAAUAAAGUUGUCAGAUGGUGAAGAAAGGAGGUAGGAACAAGGAUGGUACCAAAGGGAAAUAUGGAACUAUGUUUGGUUUUAAAAAAAAGCAUAAGGUAAAAAAUGAUACAGUAGAGUCUCACUUAUCCAACAUAAACGGGCCAGCAGAACAUUGGAUAAGUGAAUAUGUUGGAUAAUAAGGAGGGAUUAAGGAAAAGCCUAUUAAACAUCAAAUUAGGUUAUGAUUUUACAAAUUAAGCACCAAAACAUCAUGUUAUACAACAAAUUUGACAGAAAAAGUAGUUCAAUAUGCAGUAAUGCUAUGUAGUAAUUACUGUAUUUACAAAUUUAGCAUCAAAAUAUCACGAUGAACUGAAAACAUUGACUACAAAAAUGCGUUGGAUAAUCCAGAACGUUGCAUGAGUGAGUGUUGGAUAAGUGAGACUCUACUGUUACUAAGGUCUAAAUAGCAUAUGUAAGACUUGGUGUGAGUGAAAAUAGGCUAUUGGUCUAAAAAGGAUUCCCACAAGGACAUUUGAAGGAACUAGGUAGCCUUGAUGGGGAAAAAACAGACUUAAGUAGAUCUUGGCGAGGUUGAACAUGGUAGUUGCGCUCUUCAAGUACCAGAAGGGCUGUUGCAAAGAAGAUGGGACAAGUCUAGGUUUCUCCUGCUCUAAUUGGCGGGAUAAGGUGUAAUGGGGCCAAGUUCCAGGGGAGAGAUUUCAAGUGAACAUUUAGGAAUCGCUUCUUCAUAAGAGCACUUUUGGAAUGAAACCAUUCCUUGUGACUUCUUCCAUGUUGUAAGUCUUCAAGAGGCUAGUGUAACAUCAGUUGGGGAUUCCCUAGCCUCAGAUUUCCUCCAGCACUGACCCCAGGUUUGGACUAGUCACGCUAGAUGUAUUCCUAAAUAGCAGGGGGUUGAACUGGAAGGCCCUUGUGAUCUCUUCCAACUCUGUGAUUCUAUGAUUCUAUGAUAUGUUUUCCCCAUAUUUUAGUUCAUUAUUUUUUGAGGCGCAGCUCUAAAAAUGAUCAGCACCCAUCCAGUCCAUCUUUCCCCUUUGGACUUUAGUGCAUGCCAUGAUGUCACCAUUCCCCUCAUCACUGAGAGUUGAUCAGGUAGAAUGGAAAAGCAGGGAUCAGUGAUACUAUAACCCCAAGUUGUAGUGUUACUGGGAUUUUGGAAGAAUUUGGGGUGGGACUGUUUCCUGGGACUGGUGUAGACCAUGAUGCCUAGUUUACUCCUGGGAAUCCAGUAGAACAUGCAUCCCUAGGUAACACACAGAGGAAGCUGUAAAUAUGAGGAAACCAUUAUGAAUCCAUUGAAUGUCAACACUACUCAUCCCCACGCUUACACUGAUGUUGAUGUAUUUCUAAUUCUACUAUGCACCCAAGACACAAUCCCUUCAAAGUAAGAUACUUCACGCAUCCCCUUUGCACUUAGUACCAGGACCAGAAUGAGUUUGCUAAUGUAGGUGAGCUGAAUACCUGGAGAUUGAUGAGAUUUUGGUGAUUGGGAUACCAAUGUGCUUCCUGGGAGAAUCUGUGGACUUGGUUCCCCCCCCCCCCCCCCAAAAAAAAGAUGUUUUUAUCCUUUUGGUCACUUGGGAGCAUGCGUGUGCACCUUUGCUACUUUCUGAAUUGGGCUAGGCUUGAGCUGCAGAAUGAAUUGGAAAAUGCUCCACCAUGCAUUGUCAAUCAAAAUCUGAAAAGAUGGUAUGAAUUACCCCUCUUGAAAGAUGGAAGAACAUUGGUGUGCUUGUAUGUAACAUGUAAAGGGCACAGUGCUAUGUGCAAUGUAAGUGACGUGGCUAGUUCUUUGGACUGAACAUGGGACUGGAAUACAGGUAUGAACAAUAGGAGUUGCUUUUCAACUGGCAAAAUGCUCAAUUAAGGAGCAGCUGUGUGUUAGAAUUAUCUCCCCUUCUGUUGAGCAGGCUAUUUUGGUCUGGAGACAGGACUUCCGUUGUCUGGUACUGUAUGCUUCAAACAUUACCGGGCUUCAAGGUGUAAACCCUCUCUCUCAACGUAUACUUUUCAUGCAUUCUUUGGAAAGCAGCUCUAGAAUGUUUUACACAUUGCGGCUAGAAUGUACAAUAGCAAACAAGGAAAUUAAACAAAAACUGGUUUAAAUGCAUGGCAAAUCUCUCAGCCACAAAAGUCUGGCAUGCAUCACAGAGAAGCUGAACUGUGUACAGAUCCACAUGGCAUUUUCCUAACUCCAGAUUAUGACUUUAAAAAAAUAAAAACGAAAAAGGAUGUCAUUUCUUGUUUGUAUGAGAAGCAGCAGUCAUUAUUAGAUUUGUUAUUCAAAGGGAAUUCUUGAUCCUGCCAUUAAAAAGCUCGCCUACCUUUUU
Molecule: messenger RNA, 14493 nt
Organism: Anolis carolinensis (green anole)
Lineage: Eukaryota; Metazoa; Chordata; Lepidosauria; Squamata; Anolidae
Gene: ttbk1
Product: tau tubulin kinase 1
Exons: 15
Coding region: 194-4174 (1326 amino acids)
Biological process (GO): peptidyl-tyrosine phosphorylation; peptidyl-serine phosphorylation; signal transduction
Cellular component (GO): nucleus; cytoplasm
Molecular function (GO): ATP binding; protein serine/threonine kinase activity
Source: RefSeq, a predicted model, not a curated record